AUGGAUUUGUAUGGGAAGAUGGCUGCCACUCAGGAUGGGAAAGGGAAGGGGGAGGGAGGGGACCAAAACUUUGACUACAUGUUCAAGCUGCUGAUCAUCGGCAACAGCAGCGUGGGCAAAACGUCUUUCCUCUUCCGCUACGCCGACGAUGCUUUCACCUCGGCUUUCGUCAGCACGGUGGGCAUCGACUUCAAAGUGAAGACCGUGUACAAGAACGACAAGAGGAUCAAACUGCAGAUCUGGGACACAGCAGGCCAGGAGCGAUACAGGACCAUCACCACCGCCUACUACCGCGGGGCCAUGGGCUUCAUUCUCAUGUACGACAUCACCAAUGAAGAGUCGUUCGGUUGCGUGCAGGACUGGUCGACGCAGAUAAAAACCUACUCAUGGGAUAAUGCACAGGUGGUGCUGGCUGGGAAUAAAUGUGACAUGGAGGAGGAGAGAGUGGUCUCGGUUGAUAACGGCAGACUGCUGGCAGAACAGCUGGGUUUCGAGUUCUUUGAGACGAGCGCCAAGGACAACGUGAACGUGAAGCAAACCUUCGAGCGUCUCGUCGACCUGAUCUGCGACAAGAUGUCCGAGAGCUUGGACACGGACCCGGCCAGCACCACAGGAGCGCCCACUGCCAAACUCACAGACACUGCUCCGCCCAUGCAGCAGCCGGGAUGUAACUGUUAG
This is a messenger RNA of Limanda limanda (common dab), 678 nucleotides long. RefSeq names its product RAB3C, member RAS oncogene family (gene rab3c). The record is from RefSeq and is a predicted model, not a curated record. Gene Ontology annotation, molecular function: GTP binding; GTPase activity. Gene Ontology annotation, biological process: regulation of exocytosis; protein localization to plasma membrane; protein secretion. Gene Ontology annotation, cellular component: plasma membrane; endosome; synaptic vesicle. Bases 1 to 678 code for a protein of 225 amino acids. NCBI's taxonomy places the organism in Eukaryota, Metazoa, Chordata, Actinopteri, Pleuronectiformes, Pleuronectidae. The transcript has 5 exons.